CCCUCCGACAGCGCCCCCCGUCUCCAAACGGCCCGCACCCCGCCCCUGGCGGCCGCCUCGCGCGGCUCCCGGGGUUCCCGGCUCCCAGUCCCCGGAGCCGGAGCCCGCUCCCGGCUCCCAGCGCGCCGCGCCGCCCCCCGCAUGCUAAUGGCCGGGCCGCCUCCCGCCGCACACAAUGCGGGCCAGGGCCGGGGGCGGGGGACCGGGGAGGGGGCGGGGGCCGGGCCGGGGGCGGGGGGGCCGGGGCCCGGCGCAUCUCCCCCGGCCCCACGUAACGCUGACGCCCGCGCCGCCGGCCCGCCGCCCGCCGCCGCCGCCGCCGCCGCCCGCUCCGCCGCCGCCCGCUCGGGGCUCCUCUUCAGCACCUGUUGCCUUCACUAGCAGCUUUUCCUCCUCCUCCUCCCCGCACUCCCCAGAACCAAAGAAUGUGAAAGGGGUCCAUGGAGGGCUCACGUCCCCGCGCUCUGGGCGGCCACUUAGCGCCCUCACCGCCGGCCUUCGACGGAGAACUGGAUCUGCAGCGCUACUCCAACGGACCGGGCCUGACCGCAGGGUCUCCAGGAAUGGGAGCGGUGGGCUGGUCUGAGAGUCGCGCUGGCGAAAGGCGCUUUCCCUGCCCUGUAUGCGGAAAGCGCUUCCGCUUCAAUUCUAUCCUGGCUUUGCAUCUGCGGGCGCACCCGGGCGCCCAGGCCUUCCAGUGCCCACACUGCGGCCACCGUGCAGCUCAGCGGGCCCUGUUGCGCUCGCACCUGCGCACGCACCAGCCAGAGCGCCCGCGAAGUCCCGCCGCACGCCUGCUGCUGGAGUUGGAGGAACGCGCGCUAUUGCGCGAGGCCCGGUUAGGAAGAGCCCGAAGCUCAGGGGGCCUGCAGGCCACCCCUGCCACUGAGAGCCUGGUGCGGCCCCAGGCUCCAUCAGCGUCCUCCUUCCGUUGCCCCUUCUGCAAAGGCAAGUUUCGCACCGCAGCGGAGCGGGAACGCCACCUGCACAUCCUGCACAGGCCCUGGAAGUGCGGCCUAUGCAGUUUCGGCUCCAGCCAGGAGGAGGAGCUGCUGCACCACAGCCUGACGGCCCACGGAGCUCCUGAGCGCCCUCUGGCGGCCACCUCGGCUGCCCCGCAGCCUCAACCUCCGCCCCAACCUGAACCCAGAUCAGUCCCUGAGCCCGAGCAGGAGCCGGAGCAGGAGCCGGAGCCGGAGCUGGAGCCCGAACGCGAGGCAACCCCAGCCCCUGCUGCUCCUGAGGAGCCCCCUGCGCCUCCAGAGUUCCGUUGUCAAGUGUGUGGCCAGAGCUUCACACAGUCCUGGUUUCUCAAGGGCCACAUGCGCAAGCACAAGGCCUCUUUUGAUCAUGCAUGUCCCGUGUGUGGCCGUUGCUUCAAGGAGCCCUGGUUCCUUAAGAAUCACAUGAAGGUGCAUGCCAGCAAGCUGGGCCCACUGCGUGCCCCGGGGCCUGGCUCUGGGCCUGCCCGGGCUCCCCAACCUCCUGACCUGGGCCUGCUGGCCUAUGAGCCGCUGGGCCCCACGCUCCUCUUGGCGCCAGCGCCCACCCCGGCUGAGCGCCGUGAGCCUGCAAGCCUCCUGGGCUACCUGAGCCUGCGAGCUGGCGAAGCCCGGCCCAAUGGCGAGGGCGCCGAGUCGGGGGCUGGCCGCAGCUUCGGAGGCUUCCGCCCCUUGCCCUCUGCGCUCCCCGCCCGGGCUCGCCGGCACCGCACCGAGGAGCCCGAGGAAGAAGAGGAGGUAGUGGAGGCUGAGGAGGAGACCUGGGCCCGAAACAGGGCGUUGGGCCCUCUGGCUUCGCUGCACCCACGCCCAGGGGAGGGGCCAGGGCACUCUGCAUCUGCUUCCGGGGCCCAGGCAAGGCCCACUGCCACGCAGGAAGAGAAUGGGCUGCUAGUCGGAGGGAACCGGUCUGAAGGGAGCCGGGGGGCCACCGGCAAAGAUUGUCCCUUCUGCGGAAAAUCAUUCCGCUCAGCGCAUCACCUCAAAGUGCAUUUGCGAGUGCACACAGGCGAGCGCCCCUACAAGUGUCCGCACUGCGACUACGCGGGCACCCAAUCUGGCUCGCUCAAGUAUCAUCUGCAGCGCCACCAUCGGGAGCAGAGGAGUGGGGCUGGCCCAGGGCCACCCCCGGAGCCGCCCCCUUCCCAGAGGGGUUCAGCCCAGACGUCUGGAGCCAAGGUGGCUCAGCAGCCUGCGACUUGGGUGGAGGGCACCUCGAGCCCCCGGCCUUCCAGCAGCGCCGCGCCGGGGUCCCGUAGGAAGCCUGCCAGUCCUGGGAGGACCCUGCGCAAUGGGCGAGGCGGUGAGGCCGAACCCCUGGACCUGUCCCUGCGGGCGGGGCCGGGAGGCGAGGCCGGGCCCGGGGGUGCCCUCCACCGUUGCCUCUUUUGCCCCUUCGCCACCGGAGCCCCUGAGCUCAUGGCCUUGCACCUGCAAGUGCACCACAGUCGCCGGGCUCGGGGCCGCCGGCUUCCCCAGGCUGAUGUGUCGCUGCCCUAUGUCCGAGCACCAUCAGGAGAGACCCCUUCCAGUCCUCCUCUGCAGGAAGGGGAGGAGGGUCCCGGGCUGUUGAGGUCCGGAGAGGUGGGGUUGGGGGGGCAAGAACGGUAGGGAGCCCUCUUAGGGGCUGUUAGUUUAGUGAGCUUACCCUGCAGGAGCGGGGGAGCACUAGAGGUAGUUGGGUAGAGCAGCCAGCAGGGGGGCAGUGUGGGACCCAUAUCCCAGCCCCAGGUGGACCAGAGGUAAAGGGUAUGGAGGGCAUAGGGGGGUGGGUGGGCGGUAUGCACCCAGCCCAGGGGAGUCACAGUGCCUUAGAAGUGGCAGGGGUGAGGAUCAAAGAAUGGGUUCCCAGGGCUGGCAGAGAGGAUUGUGCCCCUGUUGAGGAGAUGCUCUGCCAGUCCUUGCUGGUCCAUAGGCAUGAGAGUUUAUUUUUGUACAAUGGGUGGGGGUGGGGGGCACUGUACCCUUCUAAGCCCCUUCAGGGGUCCUGUAGACGUCGCUAUUUUUGGUACGAUUCCUGUCAUCCCUGUCGCAGAGUUGUGUCCCCAAUAAACAGGUGUCUUGAGGCA
Molecule: messenger RNA, 3070 nt
Organism: Eptesicus fuscus (big brown bat)
Lineage: Eukaryota; Metazoa; Chordata; Mammalia; Chiroptera; Vespertilionidae
Gene: ZNF219
Product: zinc finger protein 219
Exons: 5
Coding region: 441-2612 (723 amino acids)
Biological process (GO): regulation of DNA-templated transcription
Cellular component (GO): nucleus
Molecular function (GO): RNA polymerase II cis-regulatory region sequence-specific DNA binding; DNA-binding transcription factor activity, RNA polymerase II-specific
Source: RefSeq, a predicted model, not a curated record